CUCCUUUUGUUUGAAAAGUGUUUUUUGAGUGAAAAAUACAUUUCAUUGCAAAUCGCGAACCAUUUGAUCGCUCACUGAAUCCGACCAUCAAUUGACUUCAUAAGCGGCGCUCAAAGGGAUCCGUUUCGGUGACACACAAUGCCGCCGAAGAAGAGGACGACAAAAGGUAAAGGAAAAAGUGGUGACAACUCGAAGAAGAGGAAGAAGAGAGACUCGUUCUCGUCGUCGGGCGACGACUUUGAUAGCGAUUCCGGUGCCAAAGGAGAUGGUAAUCACUCGGUCUUUAAGGACAACAACGGAUCCAACGCCCACUUGGAUGAAGACAACGGCACCGACGAUGUGGCGCUUCAGCCAAAACUGCCGGAACUGUCGGGUCGGCUACUGGUGUGCGGCGGAACCAAUUGGGAUCUCAUUGGACGCAAAGAGUUGCCCAAAGCGGCCAAAAAUGCCGCCCAAACUGCUCCGGGCAAAAACUUGUGGUCACCGCAUAAGACUCCGUACAGAGUGCGAGCGCUGGUGUCCUCGUGUACGGCCUGCCACUCCAUGAUCAUCACCGACGAGGGAAAGGCCAUGACAUGGGGUCGCAAUGACAAGGGACAGUUAGGUCACGGGGAUGUCAAGACUCGCAACGAGCCCACGCUCGUCGAGGGGCUGUCCAGUCAUCAGAUUGUUGGCGGCGCUGUCGGCCGAUCGCACACUCUGUUCCUCACAUCUAAGGGACAGGUGUUUGCGUGCGGCGACAAUAAGAUGGGACAGUUGGGUAUUGGCACUCAGAGCCAGUCGGUUAUGGUUCCCUCGCGGGUCUUAUACAAAGGAAAGCCAAUCGUGAAGAUGUCGUGCGGCGCGGAGUUCAGUAUGAUUUUGGACGCCGUCGGAAACCUAUACUCAUUUGGUUCUCCAGAAUAUGGACAGUUAGGCCAUAACAGCGAAGGCAAGUACUUCGCGUCGGGCAAUAAGCUCGCCUACCGGUGCGAACUGACGCCCAGAAAACUGGUCUUCUUUAUCGAGAAGACACGUGAAGGACAUAUACUUCCGCUCGAAGACGUCUCCAUUGAAGAGGUCGCCUGUGGUGUCAAUCACUCACUGGCUGUCGACCGUAAAAAGAGGUGCUUUUCGUGGGGCUUCGGUGGUUACGGACGGUUAGGACACACAGAGACAAAGGAUGAGUUGAUGCCGAGGAAUAUAAAGACAUUCGAUUCGCUGAAUCGUGGAGUGAAGCACAUCUUCUGCGGCGGAACCUUCUCGAUGGCUAUCGAUGAGAACGGUUUGCUGUACUUCUGGGGACAGAAUAAGUCUUCGGGAGAGGCGACGAUGUAUCCCAAGAACGUACAGGACUUGAACGGCUGGAAUGUGCGCGCAAUUGGUUGCGCCAACAAAUCCAUUGUCGUGGCCGCCGAUGAGAGCCUCAUCUCAUGGGGACCGUCGCCCACAUACGGCGAAUUGGGUUACGGCGAGAAUAAAGCCAAGUCUUCGACGACACCCCAAGAGGUGAAGCCUAUGGAAGGCAUUUACACACACCGUGUGACCUGCGGUUUCGCUCACACACUCAUUAUGGCCAGGGAUGACAGCGAUCAGGACAAGGAGACUAUAGACAAACUGCCCAAGCCUAUGGAAGGCAUUUACACACACCGUGUGACCUGCGGUUUCGCUCACACACUCAUUAUGGCCAGGGAUGACAGCGAUCAGGACAAGGAGACUAUAGACAAACUGCCCGUUUGGCCCUAA
This is a messenger RNA of Oppiella nova, 1725 nucleotides long. The record is from the annotation of a GenBank genome assembly. NCBI's taxonomy places the organism in Eukaryota, Metazoa, Arthropoda, Arachnida, Sarcoptiformes, Oppiidae.